GAAGGCUAUUAUUGGCGAUGUUAUACCGCGGGCAGAGCGUGUGCUGGAUUUUCGAUGGUAGGAAAUGAUGGAAUAUCAGAGCAGAAGCAGCCUCGGGAAGUUUUGUUGGCGACCAUCAACGGAUGGUAUGAGAACAUGUAUGGCAGAAAACCUUCCAGGCGAACUUGCUGCGCUGUGCCCCGGUCAGCUGGUUGACGGUGUCACCUGUUCUAUGAAACCACGUAUUUUGUUGCAGUAAAACGUGUCUCAUAGGACAGUGUUGCUCAGACGCAAGGCAUUUUGAAAGGCGCUAUGACUUAAAAACAUGGCAACCACGGUGGGAAGAGUCGAACUCCUGCUGCUGAAUUUCACCUUGAGACGGUUAACGAAGGUCCACCUGUCCACAGUCCCUCCCGACCCGGUCAUCCCAUCAAAGAAGCCUUAUAAAGUGGAUGUAACUAGUGGCAAAAGGUUUUCCUGGUGUUCAUGUGGUCACAGCAAGAAGCAGCCUUUUUGUGAUGGUUCCCACAAAACCAAAGCCCCCGGACUGUCACCGCUGCGUGUCGUUCCCCAGAAAGACGCCGUUGUGUGGCUGUGUGGCUGCAAGCACACGAACACUCCUCCGUACUGCGAUGGCACACACAAGCAGGACUUCGUCCAAACAGCCCUGAUCCACGAGGAAUCAGACUCGUAGAUUCACAAUGGCCAACAAACCUUUGACAGAAAGUCCAGUAUUGCCCCAGCGAAACGCAUCAUGGCGGUUUGUUACUUGUUCGAUUGAUAGAGCUGCUUGUUUUUCUCUGUCAGCAAAAGUUUUUUUGUUUGUUUUCUCAUGGAAACAUUCUGACAAAUGUAUUUAUGACAUUUGAUGGGAGUAAUAAGCCUUUUUUGUUGUGAGAAAAUGUCCUGUGAACUUGUAACUGUAGUAUGAAUCCAAAAUAAAAGACCUGGCUGAUGUAUUGAUCUCUCUUUUCCUGGCAACCGAGGGACACCUGUAACUCCUUUGUCUUCUCUCACUAAAGGUUUGAUUAUUAUGGUUUC
This is a messenger RNA of Synchiropus splendidus (mandarinfish), 1020 nucleotides long. Its product is annotated as CDGSH iron-sulfur domain-containing protein 3, mitochondrial-like. NCBI's taxonomy places the organism in Eukaryota, Metazoa, Chordata, Actinopteri, Syngnathiformes, Callionymidae. Gene Ontology annotation, cellular component: intracellular membrane-bounded organelle. The record is from RefSeq and is a predicted model, not a curated record. Gene Ontology annotation, molecular function: 2 iron, 2 sulfur cluster binding. The transcript has 3 exons. Bases 305 to 673 code for a protein of 122 amino acids.